Messenger RNA from Effrenium voratum, 831 nucleotides. NCBI's taxonomy places the organism in Eukaryota, Dinophyceae, Suessiales, Symbiodiniaceae. The record is from the annotation of a GenBank genome assembly.
GCCAGCGAGAAUGGCAAACAGGUCAUCGAGUGCUUCGAGGAAUUGGAGCAGGACGGGUGCGAGAUCCUCCGCCACAUGAAGGUGUACGGGGACUGGGACUCCGUCCUGUACGAGCUGCGUCUCAUGAUCAGGGCCAUCUCCGCGACGCCGCGGUUCUGCGAGAUGUACUACAUCUGGGGAAGCCAGGAUUCCGGGAAGGACACCAAGGUGAAGAUGUUGCACGCCUUCCUCGGUCACGGCAAGGACAACUACGGGGUGCAGCUUCCGGGAAACUAUGUGGUGCAACAGACUCGCUACCUGACCGCGAAGGACGGACCCGCGCCUUACCAUGCAAGGACUCUAGGCAAGCGGCUGGCCAGUGAAGUCCCCGAGCACUACUCGUUGGCGGAUGACUUCAUCAAGCCCUUUUGUGACAUGGAAGUCUGCCAGACAACGGUCAGCUUCACCUUGAAGCCGUCCAUGGCCACCGAGGAGCGAGCCGUGGAUGGCCUCAAGACCCGGAUAAACCGAGGCACCGAGAUCAAGCCGCAGCCACCGGAGAUGAAGAUGAGCGCCAUGGACCUGGUCCCAUGUGCAGACAAGGCCAAACCCGAGGCCUUCAUGACAGAGAUGUGUGAGCUGGUGCCCUUGAAGGAAGCAAGCCUCCACACAGAGCUGACGAUGGCGCUGAAGACCUACCUCAGCCUGGGCACCUUGGGCGCGGCAAAGAGCGUGAUCUCGAAGUUGGGGAUUAAAGGACAAUCCUAUGGCCCGCGGUACAUCUCCACCCUCAAGCAAAAUGAGCGCAUGGUGGGUGUGAAGCUCCGAUCGGCAUCGACAAGUAGCUCUUAG